CUGAGUCCAGAGUCCACAGCGAGGAAACCUUCACAAUCACAGCUGGAAGGGAAGUUAACAGUGAGGCGCAGAAAGAUCCAAAGUUGUUUUAGAGACUUUGAAAAACAGUGUGCACCAAAAUCUUAGUGGCUCACAUUAACUGUUAAAAGGAUCUAAUUAGACUGUAAAACAGAUUCGGGGGAGCAGCUGGUUUUAGUUGAAAGCAGGUUCUGGAUGUCUGCAGCGGGGGAAGUCUGUGAUGUGGAGUUCAGCUUCGCAGAGGAGAAGGACUCCCAACAGGUCCUGAACAUCUGCAGCAAGGAUGACUACAGUGGGCUGGACUACCUGCCUGCGACCUUUCACCGCUGGCUGCAGGAGCCUGGACGUCUCAUCUUCAUCGCUAGGAUGAAGAACAGAGUGGUGGCGCUGGAGUCUGUGCUGUUUGUUGACGGUGGUCAGACGGUCGUGUUUCAGGGCUUCAGGGUAGUACCUGAUUUGAGAGGUUCUGGAAUCGCCGGCGCCCUCCAGAGGCACGUGAACGCUUACAUCCGCCACCACCACCCAGACGCCUCGACUGUCAGGCUGACCCGCGGAGACCAGCCCUCACCACAAGUCCUGGCCAAGUACAGAUUCAUAGCUAAAGAGGCCAUCUUGUCUCUGUGCUGCGAGGCAACUGACCUCGGCCGCUUCGUCGCUGAGCUUCAGUCCAGACUCUCCUGCCAGGCUGACUCCUCCCCCGGAGGUCCAGUGACUCUGAACCAGCAGCAGGCGGAGACUCUGGUCCUGACCGACCAUGUGGUUUCCAACUUGCUGCCCGGCAAAACCAUCAUCAACGACUGGGAGCCUCUGAAGCCCGUGGAGGCCAACCUGGAGGUGCUGCGCCGCAGGAGUCUGACAUGGAUUGCAGACCGCGAGUUUGAGCCCUCAGCCAUCAGCCUGUGCACCGCACCGUACGCCGUCCCCUACCGCCACGACGCCCUGCAUUUCAACAUCAACAUCUUUGGCCGCAGUUUGUCUUCGGUCUGCGCCGUGUUUCUGGCUCAGCUUGAAGCUUUGCUGCCAAGUCUCCAAGGGUACCUGAUCUUCCACACCUAUGUGGACCCUGCAGUUUGGUCAGGGUUACGUCAGUUCUGCCAGAACAACGCUAAUGUGUCAUUCUUCAAGGACUACUGGGAGGACGUCAUACUGGAGAAAGACCUCUGAAUUGCCUUGGCUUUGUAGAAAUCCUUAGGGGUCCUACAGUUAUUUCAAUGUCUUUUAGGGGUUUCAGAGGUUCUUGUGGGUUUUUUAAGGAUUUAGGAUUAAAUUUCAGGGAUCCUUGGAGGCAUUCAUGGUGUUCUUGGAGGGUUUCCUGGGACUCCUGCAGUAUUUCCAGAAGCUCAGGGUUCAUCAGGGUCCCUGAAGGAGUAGCAUGAGCCUUUGAGGCAUGUAAGGGGUUGUUUGGGUCUUUGAGCGCUACCAGCAAUUCAAGACUGGUUUCUCCUCAUGGAGUUUCACUGGCUCCUCACAGGUUUUAAAAUCUCCAGAUGGGCGUCCAGAGAUACUUUGUGGGGAUUCCAGGUUCAUUAAUUGGGUUUCAGGGAUUCUGGGUGGGCUUCCAGGUGUUGGCGCUCUUCAGUAAAGAAUUUAGCCUUUAAAUUAAAAUUGAAUGAAAAAAGUAAUAAGCAGUGCAAUCAGUAAAAGUGGGUCAGAUUUUAUGUGUAUAUGACAAACCUCAAUAAAAUAUCAGGUGCAUUUUUUUUACACAAAUCUUCAUGUGAAUUCUGUUUUAUCAUGUGACAUCGGCCCGUGAGAAGAUUCUUUUCUUUUAAUCAUUUUUUGCUUUGUAUGGAAGACAAGGUUCACAGUUUAUGAUCUCACAUGAUGUUCAUUUUCCUCAAAUGUUGCACUGUCAGCAUUUUUUCAGUCUGUCAUCCCAUGUUACAGAAGGGAAAAAUAAGGUCACAAUAAAGCUUUGGACAGUGUUGACUCAUA
Messenger RNA from Seriola dumerili (greater amberjack), 1953 nucleotides. RefSeq names its product histidine N-acetyltransferase-like. The transcript has 4 exons. NCBI's taxonomy places the organism in Eukaryota, Metazoa, Chordata, Actinopteri, Carangiformes, Carangidae. The record is from RefSeq and is a predicted model, not a curated record. The coding region runs from base 214 to 1182 and encodes 322 amino acids. Gene Ontology annotation, molecular function: acyltransferase activity, transferring groups other than amino-acyl groups.